Camellia sinensis is the source of this 1213-nucleotide messenger RNA. Its product is annotated as NAC domain-containing protein 90. Gene Ontology annotation, molecular function: DNA binding. The record is from RefSeq and is a predicted model, not a curated record. Gene Ontology annotation, biological process: regulation of DNA-templated transcription. Lineage: Eukaryota; Viridiplantae; Streptophyta; Magnoliopsida; Ericales; Theaceae.
CAUCCAUCAAAUCGAUCUUGGUCUGCUUACGAAAAAAAAACUACAAUGGAGGCACCGGGAUUUCGCUUCUACCCAACCGAGGAAGAGCUGGUUUCAUUCUACCUGCGCACCAAGCUGCAAGGGAACCGACACGACAUCAACCGUGUCAUCCCUGUCAUCGACAUUUAUGAACACGAGCCAUGGCACCUUCCAAAGCUUUCGGGGGAGGUGUGUCAUGGAGAGACCGAGCAAUGGUUCUUUUUCGCCCCGAGGCAAGAGAGGGAAGCCCGGGGAGGGAGACCUACCCGGACCACUGCUUCUGGAUUCUGGAAGGCCACUGGCUCACCGAGCUAUGUCUACUCGUCCUUCAACCGAGUGAUCGGAGUGAAGAAGACAAUGGUGUUCUACAAAGGGAAAGCUCCUUCCGGAAGAAAAACCAAAUGGAAGAUGAAUGAGUACAGAGCCAUUGAAGAAGAAUCUCCCUCUCAAUGUGGCACUACUGUCCCAAAGUUGAGGCAUGAAUUAAGUUUGUGCCGAGUUUAUGUCGUGUCGGGGAGCUUUCGAGCAUUCGAUCGACGCCCACUGGCGGCGGAGACGAGUGAAGCAAUAAACCAGCAGGAUCAUGGACAUGGGACUGUGAUGAAACCUUCCCAAGCCACUCGAACAAUCUCACCUGAAACUUCAUGGUCAGAAGAAAAACAUUUUGAACUUCCAGUGAACAAUUUGGGGGUUGUCAAUGGCUCAGAACCUCUAUGGGAGUUGGAAAAACUUGAUUGCCUUUUUAAGUAAAAAAAGAGUCCCACUCUUCUCCAGUUAACUUCUCCGGUUAACUGUUGUGAGAGAAACCGUGUGAUUGAGCUACAGUUUGGUACAAGUUUUUUGUUGUACACAGUUCCUCUCUAAUUAAUUGGCUUUCAGUUGUUGGUCCCGUGAUUUGUCUCACAACUGUUAACCGGAGAAGAGAGGAGUCGUGUACAAUUAAAAACUUGCAUCAAACUCUAGCUCAAUCAUACACCAAGCUAAAACUGUGGAGUAACUUCAAGAAGCUGGCAUAGUUAGAUUUACCAAGAAAACUAGGAAGAAUGUAUUUGUAGUUUUGUAUAUUAGGAAAGAAAUGGGUGUAAUUUUUUUUUUGUAACGUGUAAAAUUGGUUUAUUUUUGUUUAGAAUGUGUAAUUGAUCUACAUGAAUAAACUCUUGAAAAGAAAAUGAUGGAUUUUUAUGUUUUGAGGUUU